Anoplophora glabripennis (Asian longhorned beetle) is the source of this 921-nucleotide messenger RNA. Its product is annotated as homeobox protein goosecoid-like. Gene Ontology annotation, biological process: regulation of transcription by RNA polymerase II. Bases 1 to 921 code for a protein of 306 amino acids. The record is from RefSeq and is a predicted model, not a curated record. The transcript has 4 exons. Gene Ontology annotation, cellular component: nucleus. Gene Ontology annotation, molecular function: RNA polymerase II cis-regulatory region sequence-specific DNA binding; DNA-binding transcription factor activity, RNA polymerase II-specific. NCBI's taxonomy places the organism in Eukaryota, Metazoa, Arthropoda, Insecta, Coleoptera, Cerambycidae.
AUGGGCGUAGCUAGGGGGGGACAGCAGUGUGCACGGCCCGCCCCAGAAAGCCCGGUGCUCCACCCCAGAAAAAAGGAUCUAAUAUUAUUAUCAUUGUCGUAUCGCCGCACGCUGGCUUCUCUUAAACGUGAGAGUGAUCUGGACUGGUGCGACGCCAGUACGACCGAUUACGUCGAAGACUACAGCGAAGAAGAGCUGAAGAUGGUAGAAACGUCGUCUCAGUCGUCUCCUAGGAAUGCGACGACAUUGGUCCCGCAGCAUUUUUUAGGGAAUAUGUUUCUGGGAGAGGGUUUCAAACCGGUUUAUAAACAUCGAAGUCCAGCGGCUACGUCUUCGUCUCCUAGUGGUAGUUCUCUGUUUACUAUCGAUAGUAUCUUGGCACCGCGGCCCAAACCCAAUUCUCCUCAGAGGCCGAUGUUGCAGCAUCCCUCUCUUCACUUGGGGCACAUAGCUGCUGCUGCUGGAGGUUUUGGGACAACUUCUGCGGACUUUUUGGCCAUGGCGUACCCUGGGCUCUAUCCCGGCUACGUGCACGCUUUGGCAGCUGCCUCUCAAGCUGCUUCUCUUGCUGGGGGCCCUCACCAUCAUCCUCAACAUCAACCACCGAAAAGGAAGAGAAGGCAUAGGACUAUCUUCAGCGAAGAGCAGCUAGAACAGUUAGAAGCCACUUUCGAACAGACGCAUUACCCAGAUGUAGUCCUGAGGGAACAGUUAGCUUUAAAAGUGGAUUUGAAGGAAGAACGUGUAGAGGUCUGGUUCAAGAACAGACGGGCAAAAUGGAGGAAACAAAAGAGGGAGGAACAGGAGCGAAUGCGAAAGAUUCAAGAGGAAGACGUCUGCAGGCCCGCAGUCGAUCAAGGGAGGCUUAUGCCGCCUCAGAAUUUCACCGAUGAUGAUUCGUCUGAUUUGGAGGUCGCCUAA